Messenger RNA from Chiloscyllium plagiosum (whitespotted bambooshark), 1059 nucleotides. NCBI's taxonomy places the organism in Eukaryota, Metazoa, Chordata, Chondrichthyes, Orectolobiformes, Hemiscylliidae. The record is from RefSeq and is a predicted model, not a curated record.
GCAGGAAACAUCUAUCCUCAGUUCCAAUUUGUUCUACAUUUCACAUUUCGAAAUCUUAAUGCCAUCAACAGAGCCGUUUCUCUGGCUGAAAUGGUAUUGGAUCAGUACCCUUAUUUAGAAAAGAUAAUUGAAGAUAUCUGGAUGAAACCUGAAUAUCUUCUCUUGGUUUUUGAUGGAUUAGAUGAGUACAAACACCAGAUUGAUUUCACUGGCCGCGUGGCUGGUGAUGUCUCUGCGAAUCACUGUGUUGCGCCUGACUGCAGAUGUGAAGUUUUUGAAAUGGUGCACUCCCUGGUACAGCAACAGCUGCUCAGACGUUGUUCUGUGCUGGUUACCAGCCGGCCGACUGCCCUUGACUCAUUGGAAAAGGCCAAUGUCAACCUUUGGGCUGAGAUCCUGGGCUUUCUUGCUUAUGAAAGAAAAGAAUUUUUCAGAAAGUUUUUUGGCAGUGAGCAACUCGCUACCAAUGUCUUCAAACACAUCGAGGAGAAUGAGAUCCUGUACACCAUGUGCUACAACCCUUCAUAUUGCUGGAUCAUUUGCUCAACCUUAGGCCUACUCUUUACACAGAUGAAGUGCAAGCAACCUCUUCCCAAAACUAUCACUCAACUUUUCUCCAUCUACCUUUCCAAUCUCUUGGACAACCACAAGCGAGAUGUUGAGGACCAGCGGAUGGUUUUACAGCGACUCGGGGAGUUGGCUUACCAGGGAGUUUCGAAAAGGAGAAUUAUUUUUAAUGAGAAUCACUUCAUUCAGCAUCAGCUGGAGUCCAGCAAAUUCAUUUCAGGAUUCAUGAUGGAGAUCUUGGAAAGGGAUGACACAGCUAAAAACAUUGUGUACACAUUUCUCCACCUUACCAUCCAGGAAUUCUUGGCCGCCCUGGCUCAGUAUUUGAGUCCAAAGCAUCAGAACGUGGUGGAAAUGCUUCACUGUGCUUUUAAGAAGGAUGAUGGUCGGUUUGAGAUUUUUAUUCGAUUUUUAGUUGGUCUUUCAACACCCACUUCAUCCCGAAAUCUGGAACCAUUCCUGGGUCCGCUGUCUCAUCACACGACCAGUCAG